GGCCGGGGCGCCUGGGGCUGUUUCCCGGGGAGAUGGGGCCCGCGUCCCGCUCCUGGCUGGCACACUGGAGAACAUUUGCUCUCCUGACCAACGGACAGCCCGUCCCUCCUCCACCCUCACCCCCUUGCCAUCCCCAAAGCAAACGAAGGGGAUUGUCUUAGCUGGCCCUGUGGGUGCUGGCCGGGUGGCUAGCCGCAGGCCACAGGCGGAGGUGCCACCCGCCAGGGCCCCGCCAGACACACAGGGCAUUGUCCCUCAGUCAACAGCCCCUGGGCACCUCGGCCGGCUCCUGGCCGGCCCCCACGCCAGGCCCAGCCAGCUGGGGGCCCGAGGCUCCCAGCUGAUGACGAGCCCACCCAGCCACCCCCCAGCAGCCCCCUGACGAGCUAUAAUUGCUUCGCUCCAUCCUGUUGCUGCCAUUCUCUUGGCGGAGGCAUCUGGGACCGCAGGCCGGGCGGCAGCUGCAGGCCGACCGCCGGGCUCGCGGGAUGGACUGGCCGCACAACCUGCUGUUCCUCCUCACCAUCUCCAUCUUCCUGGGGCCGGGCCAGCCCAGGAACCCCAAAGGCAAGAGGAAGGGGCCAGGGCGGCCUGGAACCCUGGCUCCUGGGCCUCACCAGGUGCCCCUGGACCUGGUGUCACAGGCGAAGCCAUACGCCCGCAUGGAGGAGUACGAGCGGAACCUCGGGGAGAUGGUGGCCCAGCUGAGGAACAGCUCCGAGCCGGCCAGGAGGAAGUGCGAGGUCAACCUGCAGCUGUGGCUGUCCAACAAGAGAAGCCUGUCGCCCUGGGGUUACAGCAUCAACCAUGACCCGAGCCGCAUCCCCGCCGACCUGCCUGAGGCGCGGUGCCUGUGUCUGGGCUGCGUGAACCCCUUCACCAUGCAGGAGGAUCGCAGCAUGGUGAGCGUGCCAGUGUUCAGCCAGGUGCCCGUGCGCCGCCGCCUCUGCCCGCUGCCACCCCGCACCGGGCCCUGCCGCCAGCGCGCAGUCAUGGAGACCAUUGCGGUGGGCUGCACCUGCAUCUUCUGAACCAGAGCCUGCGGGUGGCCCUGGGGACCACCCUCCCGGCGCUCCCCCACACGUGAGCCAGGCCAGGCCAAUGAAAUGUAAAUGCUGUCUUUUGUAAAGCAAGACUUUGGGUUUGCUCCUUGGGGCUCAGAAGCCAAAACCAGGGUGGAGAUGGGAGGCUGCUGGGCUGCAGAUUUCGGAUCAAUAAAAAGGGAUGCGCCAUCA
Hyaena hyaena (striped hyena) is the source of this 1235-nucleotide messenger RNA. RefSeq names its product interleukin 17B (gene IL17B). NCBI's taxonomy places the organism in Eukaryota, Metazoa, Chordata, Mammalia, Carnivora, Hyaenidae. The record is from RefSeq and is a predicted model, not a curated record. Bases 489 to 1031 code for a protein of 180 amino acids. Gene Ontology annotation, biological process: inflammatory response. Gene Ontology annotation, cellular component: extracellular region. The transcript has 3 exons. Gene Ontology annotation, molecular function: cytokine activity.